ACCCCCGUCCGCAUUCAGUUGAUAUUUGCCUGCCGGCAGCAGCAGAAGCAGCUUUUGGAGCCCACAUCAGGGGGGAAUAUGUGCGUCUGAUUGUGUGCCUAUGUUUCUGCGUGCGUGUGUGUGUGUGUGUCUGUACAUAUAUAUUUGUUCGCGCACAAGACUUUGAUUUAGAAUAAUAAACGCGACAAGUUAUUGUAAUUAGUACGUGAGCUUAAAUUAUAAUCGAAUAAACACGCGUAACAGGUAGCGAAAUAUUUAUAUUUAGCGAACAUUAUAUCACAAUAAAUAUAAAAAGAAUAAUUGGCGCAAAUUCAACAAUAAUACCAUAUAAUCAUAAUGUAUACGAAAAUCUUUCGUGCUGUGAUAAUCGGAGCUCCUGGCUCAGGAAAAGGCACCAUAUCGGAUCGCAUUGUCAAGACUUUUGGCUUUCUGCACAUCUCCUCGGGCGACAUUCUCCGCCAAAAUAUUAUCAACAACACGGAUUUGGGCAAAAAGGCACAACGCUAUAUUGCCUCCGGCCAACUGGUGCCCGAUGAGAUAGUGACUAAGACAAUGCUGGCCCGUAUCACGGAGGUUGGCAACAAGUCCUACAUUCUGGACGGCUUUCCGCGCAACAGUGCCCAAGCGGACAUUCUGUCGGCGCGUGAGCAAAUCGAUGCUGUUAUCAAUUUAGACAUUCCACAUGAUGUAAUCAUCGAGCGUGUAAAGCAUCGCUGGAUACACGCACCAUCCGGACGUGUCUACAAUAUUGGCUUCAAUGAUCCCCAGGUGGCCGGCAAGGAUGAUGUAACGGGCGAACAGCUGACCCAACGCGAGGAUGACAAACCGGAGGUGGUCUCCAAACGUUUGCAGCUCUACGAUGAGCUAAUGGGUCCAGUUUUGGCCUGGUAUGCGAAACGUGGUCUGGUUACCAGUUUCAAAGGUCGCGAAACCAAAGAAAUUUGGCCUCGUGUCGAGCGCUUUCUUAAGGACAAAGUCAACAAGGGUUAAGAGGGUGAUAUUAUGGCAAACAGAGAAAAACAGUUCAAUUAUGUGCACAAAUUUUUCUUUCUUAUAAAUAGGCAGCUGUUGCUAACGAGGAGUAAGAUGUGUUCAAUUAAGGCCUAACAUAUUAUAUAUUAGAUAUAUAUUGUGCGCAUUGGGGUGGGGCUAAUAGGGGGUUUUACGGUUCAUUGUAACUAAUUAAAUAUAAUUGCGAAGCCUUAUAAGCUAACUACAAACGAAUCAAAAGAGUAAAAUGUGUCCAAAUGUGUAUUUGUCUUUUGCCAUACAUGUGUAUACACUGAUAAUGUGCUACAACCAUCAGAAACAUUCCCCUAAUAAAAAUGUUUUGUUUUGAUAUGAAUAUUAUAUAUAAAUAUAUGUAUAUACAUAUAUGUACUUGUAUAAACUCUUCCAAGUAGGUGCUCUGAUAAUAAAUCGUUUUUUUUUAUGUGUUAUAUUACCUAUUGAUAACGUACUUGCUGAAUUUAAUAUGGAGCCAUAAGAGAUAUGACGAAAACCAUAUUAAAGCUACGUAACACAAAACACUUUAGCUAUGGCUUCCCAUAUGCAGCAAACUCAUAUGCGCCGCUUGUUCGUGUGUAGGGCACAACAGCUGUGUAGAGUGGCGCUCACGAAGUUCUCUCUCUCUCUCUCUCUCUCUCUCGUUUAGUCAAAUAGAAUUAAUGAGAUAAUGAAGUUUAGUAAACAGAAGGACGCCACAUUGUUCUCUCUUUCAUUCUCUUUCUGAAGGCGUUUUAACUCACAGAAACUACGAUAUGCAGGUGUUUGUUUUGAUUUUGAAACUUUGUAAGUGUAAGCAAAGGAAUGCAGUGUAGUAACUGAUGAAAAUAAAUACGAGAUUUAUGCUUAUCUAAUAA
Molecule: messenger RNA, 1862 nt
Organism: Drosophila virilis
Lineage: Eukaryota; Metazoa; Arthropoda; Insecta; Diptera; Drosophilidae
Gene: Ak3
Product: Adenylate kinase 3
Biological process (GO): nucleobase-containing compound metabolic process
Cellular component (GO): mitochondrion; cytoplasm
Molecular function (GO): ATP binding; AMP kinase activity
Source: RefSeq, a predicted model, not a curated record